Messenger RNA from Rhipicephalus sanguineus (brown dog tick), 4208 nucleotides. RefSeq names its product proteoglycan 4. Bases 193 to 3891 code for a protein of 1232 amino acids. The transcript is spliced from 10 exons. The record is from RefSeq and is a predicted model, not a curated record. Lineage: Eukaryota; Metazoa; Arthropoda; Arachnida; Ixodida; Ixodidae.
GACUUGCAUGCAUGGCACAUGGCCAGCCUCGUUGCAGGCGCACGUGAAAGAAAGUGAAGAGGAUAAAGACACAGCAAGCAGCGUGCACACGGGGCCGUUGGAAUCGACGAGCGCCAUCGUGAAUCGAGCGGGGCUCCAUUCGGCUCACACCUCUAGCUGGAAAGCUCUUAAAGGACCGCUGGUUUCAUACUCAUGGCGGAUCCACCAACACGAAAGAAAGCCGCCAUCGAAGAGCUUGAUGCACGGGACAACCCCGAACGACCUAGAAGAGGUCGGUCUCCACAGAAGGGAACCUUCGAGGAACCUGAGAAAAAGGACCAUGUCGAAAGGCCCAAAGGAGGCCGGUCUCCACCGAAGGUCUCCUUCGAAGAAGCUGAGAAACGGGACCACUCCGAACGUCCCAGAAGACGCCGGUCUCCGCAGAAGCCCACCUUCGAGGAAACUGAGAAGCGGCGUCAUUCCGAACGCCCUAGAGGAGGUCGAUCUCUGCAAAAAGCCACCUUCGAGGAAGCUGAGAAACGGGACAAUCCCGAACGACCCAAACGAGGCCGGUCUCCGCAAAAGGUCUCCUUCGAAGAACCUGAGAAGCGGUACCAUUCAGAACGGCCCAAAGGAGGCCGGUCGGCACAGAAAGUCACCUUUGAGGAACCUGCUAAACGGGGCAAUCGCGAACGGCCCAGAGGAGGCCGGUCUUUACAGAAGGUCACCUUCGAGACACACGAGAGAAGGAACCCUACAGAACGGCCCAAAGGAGGCCGCUCGCCACGCAAGGUCGCCUUAGACGAAUCAGAGAAAAGGGGCCAUACCGAACGACCCAAAGCAGGCCGGUCCCCACAAAAGGCAGCCUUCGAGGAGUCCGAGAAACGGGACCAUUCUGAACGUCCCAGAAGAAGUCGGUCUUCGCAGAAAGCCACCUUCGAGGAAACUGAGAAACGGUGCCAUUCCGAACGACGCAGGGGUGGCCGCGAAGGGGGAAACAGAGGUGGCCGAAGGCACGGAUCUUACCAUGGCCGCAGUGGAUGCGUGGGCACCAGCCGGACAGGCAUUCUCUACCCGCAGCUGCCGCGUCAGCAGGUUGAAAGCCGGCCCCGAUUGCUGGUGACAGAUACCUGGAGGCGCCCACUUGACAACAUGGUACGGUGCCCUUUCGACACAUCGCACCUGAUACCAGCCUCUGCACGCGCUGCCCACGUCCGUCACUGCCCACGCAAGAGGAACGGGGCCACAGCUCGGCGCUACCACAGGGCCGAGCUGCCAAUGGAGGAGAACUGGGAACCAGAGAUUGUUCCUGGAAAAGCUGGAUACGUGCCGCCUGUAAAUUUGGACUUCCCCGUCUUUCGUGAGGUGCAGAGCCUAACCCCAAAGCAGAGGAGAGACUACUACAGCGACCUGUUGAAGCAACACAAGCUUGCAGAAGAAAACAAUGCUGCCACGCACCGACAUGGAGACUCGGAAGAAACCGAAGAGUCCACCAUUUCAAAUAUGUCGACAGCAAGCACGCCUACGGACUUAAGUCAAAGCAGCGCAGAGGAUUUAGACUGCCAGAUCGAUGGGCCGCUACCUGUUACGCCUGGCCCGCCGGUGUCCGCAAACUUGAACACAGCGAACCUUGUGGCGUCCAACGUGCCGGAGUCUGCAAAAGAGCCGGUGCCCCACCUGCCCGCAUCGGUGACCUUGCCGGCAGCGAAACAGCCGGAGCCCACGAACUCGCACGCACAGAACCAGCCGGAGCCCGAAAACUUGACAUCGCCAGCAAAUUCGCCGGGGCACAAAAUGUCAGAUCUCGCGAACUUGGCGCCACCAAACUUGCCGGAAAUCGCAAAUUUCCAAAAGCCGGUGAAUAAUCAGCAGCUUACGAAGCUACCCGAGCAAGCACAGCUGUCAGAGGCCGAGAAGCUGUCGGAACUCGAUAACAUGCAGACACCGGACAAUACUCCACCCGGCAAUCUGCUCUCGGAGCUUCCGGCGCCCGCGAAGGUGCCAGUGCCUGCGAAGUCUCAAGCGUCUGCGAACUUGCCAGUGGCGAACGAGCCAGAGCCCGCGCACAAUUCGGCGCCCGCGAAACCGGUGGUGCCUGUUAAGGUUCAGCCACCUGUCAGCCUUGUGGCGACCGCAAAUCUGACGAAACCCAGAAACGUGCCGACAUCCAAAAUGCCGGAACGUGCUAAUCAUCAGGUGCGCAUGAGCCUGGCGGCGCCCGCAAGCAUGCCGAAAUCCGGGAACAUGCCGGCAGCCAACAUUAAGGCUCCCGCUAAACUCCAGGCGUGGAUUAGCCUCGCGGCGCCCACAAACGUGUCGACACCUGAGAUCACCUCAGCACCAGGUACUACGGCUCCCGCUAAGGUUCAAGCGCGCGUCAGCCUGGCGGCGCCCACAAAGAAGCCGAAACCUGGGAACAUGACUCCAAUCGUUAAAGCACCCGCUAAAAUUCAGGCUCGCGUCAGCCUGGCGGCGCCCGCAAAUCUACCGAAACCGGAAAACCUGCAUGCAGCUAAUAUUAAAUCGCGUUCUAAGCUUCAGACGCACAUCAUUUUGCCUGUGCCUAACCUGCAGAAGCCUGCCAACACGCCGGCACCCAGCAUUUCGACGUCCCCAAGUGUUCCAGUCCUGAACAUUAAAGAGACCCGGACACUCGGGGAACCCCGAGAGUUACUAACGCCGACUAAACUACUGAAGCCACCGGACACGCCAGCGCCGAACUUUUCAUCACACUCUAAGGUUCAAACGCUUGAGAACACGCCCGCGAAGCUUCUGGUGCCCGCAAAGCCUUCGGCAUCCGCGAACCUGCCAGCACAAAACCUUACAGAGCCCGGGAAUCACCCGAUACCCACAAAAAUGCCGAUACCCACCAACCUGUCGGCACCCAAACUUCCCGCGGUGACAAACAUUCCAACCACCACGAACCUGUUGUUAUCCGAAAAGCUUCCGGCGUCCGUGAACAUGCAAGUGCAAUUCAUUCCAGAGAGCGAGAACUCUCCGGCGCUCGUGACCCUGCCGAAACCAGCACCCAACCUUCCGGUGACAAAGGACAGCACCAGUACCACGAACCUGCUGGCAUCCGAAAAGCUUGAGACAACGAGCAUGCAACCACUGAAUAUUUCAGAAUCCGGAAUCCUUCCAGUGACCGCGAACUCAAUCGAGCCCGCGAACCUGUCCAAGCUCAGCACUGCGCCGAAGCCCGCCAACCUGCCGCCACACAACUUUCCGGCGUCCACGAAGUCUCCGUUUGCCACGGACCUACCGGCUUCCGAAAAGCUUCCAGCAUCCAUGGACACGCCAGUGCUGAACUUUCUAGAGUCCACAAACAUUUCAGCAUUAGCCAACCCUCCGAAGCACGAGAACUUUCCAGCACCUGCUGAACUUCUGGCGCACGUCAGCCUGGUGGCACCUGCGAGCAACAUGUCAUCACCCAGCUCUCCACCCUCCAUAAAUGCUUCGGUUUCCGUGAACCCGCCGACACCCAUUCAUCUGCCGCACGUGAACAUUUUGGGGUCUACGAACAUGCCGAGACACGCGAGCUUUCUGGCACCCAACUUUCCUAUGACCACAAGCCACCCACCGAACCUGCACACGUCCGCGAGUGCAGCGGAGCCAAUAAACCAGCCAGCAACGAGGGUGCAGGCGCCCGCCAAGCUCCCAGAGCCGUCGACGAAUGACAACGUCGGGCAGCUAGCCCCACUGGCCCGUCCCCUUGACGCAGUCUGUUCGUGGGGGCAGCAGCAGUCACCAGAUUUCGACACCUUCUAUGACCCGUACACUAACGAGGCGUCGUACCAAGCGGCCGGCCGAGGCGCUCCGAUCCGAAGGAGGUCCGUGCACGGAUGGCUAGUGGAGCGUGACGACGACGGCAACGUCUGUUACCAGUUUGGUCGAGGCCGUCCCUUGUUUUGAGCUCGCCACUGCACGCCAAGGCCUGCUGCCCCUGGGUUCCACAACGGCUCGCGCUCUUUUUUUUUUUUUUUUGCAAUGUGCUUGUACAUGGAGCAUACAAGCUCACAUUCGCCCGCAGAGGUUUUCGCCAUGUUCACAGUGGCCUCGUCUUCCAUCAACCGGCGCCCUUCAUUGACAAAAGUAGCAGCAGUAGCAGGCAGUCGAACAUCCAAAUGGCUCUUUCAUUUGAUGCUGCCAGCCGCAGAGUUUUGUGUCGAGCUCGGCACGGAGGGUUAAUAAAGGCAAAAGUUUUCCCGCUUUCGAGUGUCCCCGCUGCA